UGUGAGGACGUCAUGAGGGUGGGUUCGAAGAGUUUCUUCCUCGCCAGCCUCCUCCUCCCUAGCUGGAUGCGAGGGCCGGCUAUAGCCCUCUACUCCUUCUGCCGCAAGGCUGACGAUGAUGUGGACGAGGGGAACGUGGAAGGAGCGAAGCUUCGGCUGCAGCUGCUCGAGAAGCGACUGGCAGAUGCCUAUGACGGGAACCCCAAUGACAACCAGGUGGACCGAGCGUUCUCAGCUGUGGUGCGUGCCUUCGAGAUCCCAAAGUCGCUGCUGGAUGCGAUGCUGGAGGGAUUCCGUUGGGACCUGGACAAGGUGAAGUACGAGAGCUAUAGCGACGUGAUCGCCUACUCUGCCCGAGUGGCUGCGAGCGUUGGGGGGAUGAUGACCAUCCUGAUGGGGGGGAAGUGCGGAGUCACGUUUGCCCGGGCCUUCGACCUCGGGGCAGCGAUGCAGCUGACUAACAUCGCGCGCGAUGUGGGGGAGGACGCGAGGAAUGGGAGGGUCUACUUGCCUUCGGAGUGGCUGAGGGAGGAGGGGAUUGACCCUAAGGACCUGCUGAGGGAACCGCGGCACAGCCCUGGGCUCGCCAGAGUGAUCGAGAGGCUACUGCAGGUCAGGGCCGACAUGCUCUACCAACGUGCGGAUCAUGGGAUCUCCAUGCUGCCGCUGUCGUGCCGGGUUGCGAUCCGAGCUGCUCGUCUGAUAUACUCUGAGAUCGGUACAAAGCUCAAGAAGAAUUCGUUCGAUAGCAUCUCAAGAAGGACGGUCGUCUCCAAGAAGAAGAAGAUCUUGCUGGCGAUCCGGGCAUGCGCGGAGCUUGUCCGCCCUCCUCGGGAUAUCUGCAGUGAACCUGUUCUUCCUGAGUGUGAGUUCCUCCUCAAGGACAUCUUGCCACUGCUGAAGGAAUCCAACUUGACCGGGGGGGAUGUAGCUUGUUAAUCCAAGAAAUGGGUUGAGCGAUCGCGCGGGUGUAAAUUAUCUUGUUCUCAGUAAAUCAAGACAAUGCUU
Molecule: messenger RNA, 1008 nt
Organism: Guillardia theta CCMP2712
Lineage: Eukaryota; Cryptophyceae; Pyrenomonadales; Geminigeraceae
Exons: 5
Coding region: 13-939 (308 amino acids)
Biological process (GO): biosynthetic process
Molecular function (GO): geranylgeranyl diphosphate synthase activity
Source: RefSeq, a predicted model, not a curated record